UGCCUUGAACACACACAUAGAGGCUUUUGCACAUUCUGAUGUUGCUGAAUCAAUACCUGAAGUUUCUAUCACUAGCAACGAGUUCUAUUUUAACUUGUCAGUCAAACUGAGGAAACAUUACUCCUCCUCUUCACUCCUCAGCUCCAGCUCAGCAGGCGGACAGGGCAGCUGUUGCUGUCCGUCAGUAGUCAAGCCCAGAGCAAGCUAGAAAUUUGGGGUGGAGUUGAGGGUCGGGGCAGGGUGUUUGAACAAGAAGUUGGGAAAUGUUCGAUUUGUGUGUAAUUUAUAACCAUAGAAGGUGACAGCUAACAGCCCGCUAGAGAUUGACCCAGAUCCAAUGGACUUCAUCUGGGACCACAAUCUAAGAACGGCAGUUGGCUGCGAUAGAUUUUCUGUUUUGGGCAUUCUUGACCUCGUGUUUGGACUCCUUCAGACACAGAGACUUAACAGUUCAAGGCCAUGGACGACUCCAACACAAAAGAAGAAGAGCUAGCCAAAGCUAUAAUGGCUCGGUGUUUCCACCCCUCUGUCAUUGGCCCAGAGGCGUGGGAGGGAUACGUCUUUUCUGAUCUGGAGAUCCGUAUCAAAGAGUCCACAGACCUCUAUGGAGCUGUACUCUGGCCCUCGGCAAUGGUGUUGUGUCAUUUCUUAGAGACCAACCGAGACAAAUACAACCUGACAGACAAAAAUGUGAUUGAACUGGGUGCUGGAACUGGGCUCGUCACCAUCGUAUCCAGCCUGUUAGGUGCUAAGGUGACCUCCACUGACCUACCGGAUGUGUUGGGGAAUCUCCAGUACAAUGUUAUGCGCAACACCAAGGGCCGAUGCAAGUACAUCCCUCUGGUCACAGAGCUCAUCUGGGGUCAGGAGGUGGAGCAGCGUUUCCCACGUGCCACACAUUGUUUCGACUACGUCCUGGCAGCUGACGUGGUGUAUGCCCAUCCUUACCUGGAGGAGCUGAUGGACACCUUUGACCACCUGUGCCAGGAAAACACACAGAUCCUGUGGGCCAUGCGCUUUCGUCUAGACCCAGAGAACAGCUUUGUUGAUCGCUUUCAGCAGCGUUUCCACCUGGAGGAGCUGUAUAACCUCCCCAGUCUGAGUAUCAAAUUGUACCGAGCCUGGAGGAAGGACCAAGGAGAGGCUGCUGCCUGAACAGACAGAGAACACACAAUGUAUUUUCAUUGUGUGAGUGUGUCUGUGACUGACAAAUUAGGUCAAAUUUGAAACUUGUCUUGCUGAAUGGGAAUAUUUUAUUGAUUCUGUAAUGUCAAGUGUUUUCAUGGAUCUCAUGUACAUAUGUCUAAAUGUCUCUAAUACACUGAGACUUUAUGAUGUUCAUAGUUUGAAAUGCUAGUAUAUCACAAUGUCAAGUUGUGAUCCAUGUUUUUACAGUUUAUUAUAUUUAUAGUAUUUUCUGUUGUAUUUGUCUUUUAGGUUACUAGAAACAUUUCAGUAUAAUGCAAUAUCAUUUAACAACACCACAACCUCCAAAAUGACCACUGAAUUCAAUCUGACACAGUGUUAACAAAAGAAUGAAUAGUCUGAUUUAUUGCAGGGCUGUUGCUUUGCUUGUCAUUUAUGUGAACUUAAAUAAACUGGCAACUCUGUA
Molecule: messenger RNA, 1612 nt
Organism: Siniperca chuatsi (mandarin fish)
Lineage: Eukaryota; Metazoa; Chordata; Actinopteri; Centrarchiformes; Sinipercidae
Gene: mettl21e
Product: methyltransferase like 21e
Exons: 5
Coding region: 460-1155 (231 amino acids)
Biological process (GO): peptidyl-lysine methylation
Cellular component (GO): cytoplasm; cytosol
Molecular function (GO): protein-lysine N-methyltransferase activity
Source: RefSeq, a predicted model, not a curated record